CGGAUUCAGGCUGUUCUGAGUGCAAAAGGGGUGCAACUCAAUAUUAGGAAGGUGUUCCUAAUGUUUUGUGACCUCAGUGUAUGUUAAAAUGUACUUUAUUGAUUUAAAAAAAGAUGAACAUUGCUAAUUGACAUGAGUGAAACACAGACUCUAGUGAAAUUUAAAGAUGGGGAAAACACAGAGUGUCCUUGAGAAGAAAGGAUACACUACCCAGAAGGAGGUAGAGAAUGGUGUCAUAGCUACUGACAAACAUGGUGACCAGUUUGUCAUUAAAGAGAUCAAACUGAAUGAGACAUCUGUCCUGAACUCCAGUGCUGGAGAAAUUGUCUCAGAGGUUGAAUGCCUCAGACAGAUUAGUCACCCCCACAUUGUAAGCUACAAAAACUCAUUUCCAGAGGAUAACUGCUACUAUAUAGUGACAGACCAUUGUGCGAAGGGAAAUCUCUCUCAGAAGAUACAAGAGCAGAAGACAAACCCUACAGAAGAUUACUCUGAGAAGAUUAUGGACUGGUUUGUCAAGAUCUGCAUGGCCCUGAAGCAUGUACAUGACCAGGGCCUUCUUCACAGAGAACUGAGACCCCAGAGCAUACUUCUCACAGAAUUUGAAACACUUCGUUUGGGAGCGUUUGGAAGUGUCAAUGAAAAGACUACCAACGAGGAUGGAAUGGUGGGUUAUUUAGGCCCAGAGAUUCUAACUGGUGGAAUAUAUGACACCAAAAGUGAUAUUUGGUCCUUGGGAUGUGUGCUGUAUGAGUUGUGUAUGCUUCAGGGUGCAUUCACUGCAGUGAACACAACGAACCUCAUUAAAAAAAUAUUGAGGGGAUCUUACCCAUCCCUACCAAAGAGCUUCUCACCGGAGCUCUGCGAACUCCUGUGUGACAUCUUCCAACAAGACCCGACCAUUAGGCCUUCAGCUGGUGACAUCAUGGCAAAACCCUUCAUUAUCAGUUUCCUCAAAAAAAAGAGUGAGAAAACUGUGGAGGAACUCCAGGCAACCUUGGACAAGCUGAGAACUCUGGCAGGUGGCUUGGAGAGUAUUCACAAAGGCACCACCAUAGGCAGUCUGACAGGAGGUGUUAUUGGGGCAGCUGGAGGAAUCACCUCUUUAGUCGGGCUCAUCAUGGCUCCCUUCACUCUGGGCGCCUCCCUCAUCGUCACUGGGGUGGGUAUUGGGAUUGCUGUCACUGGUGGUGCCACAGCGGGAGUAUCCAACAUCACCAACAUGGUCAAUCAGUCCACCGACCGCCUAGCCAUGAAAAACAUCAUCAAGGAGUUCCAGGAGAAGAUGAACUCUGUGGUGACAUCUCUACAAGACAUCGCUGAGGGUUUGGAGACACUCAUGAAAAGUAGCUCUUCUAAGACAGAAAGUGCCGGUUUAAAUAUAGAGGCCGCUGCUAGUGCUGGGGUGAGGGUUGGGAAAGGCGUUGCGGGCACCACAGAGCUCUUCCGAUAUCUCCGGGUAGCCAAUAUUGGCAAGGUGGCAGCCCAAACUGCCAGGGCAGUGCGUGUGGCAGAGGUGGCGACAGGAAUAUUUUCAGCUUUUUUUGUAGCGGUUGAUAUCUUCUUCAUUGCCAUGGAUGCCAAAGAGAUCCACAACAUCCGACAGGCGAAGGCAAAUGAUACCAGUAAGUUAAAAGCGAUGGACACAGACUCCUUCACUGAGCUGAAGCCUGGAUGUGAAGAACCAAAGGCUGAGGUCAAGUCAGAGACCAUGAAGUUCAUCCAGACGAUCAGACAGACAGCUGAACGGCUACAGGAGAGCCUGGACGAACUGAGGGAUGUCAUCUCGUUCAUUCCUGAGAUAGAGGAUUGUUACUUAGACGACUGACCUACUCAGUGAUUAUAUUAGAUGCAUAAACAACAGAUCCAAUCAUACUUUAAUAUGCAUAUAACUUGUCUGCAAAAGACAGGCAUAGGCAGAUUGCCUUUCUGAUUCCCAGAACCUGAUUAAAUCCUUAAGACAUUGCUUGUAGAACUCAGCUACGAUAACUAAGUGGUAAAGAUCAAUAUCACAAGACGCCUCUACUUCUGAAACAUUUAGUUUUAUAUCAUAACCGUGUCAUGGAAUUAUUCUAAUCAAAAGGAGACACUUUAACAUUUCUUCAAAACAAGUCAACUUUAUUAUUUAAUUACUGCAGUAAUGGAGCUUGUCAACGAGCCCCCCACCCCCCCCCCCACCCUGAGGGUGAGGGGUCCUGAAGACACGGUAACAUUGCACAAUGUUUCAAAGACCUUCACUGGACUUUAUACAAACUGGAAACCACAUAUCCUGAGGCUGCAUUUAUUGUAGCUGGGAUUUUAACACAGCAAAUUUGAGGAAAACGCUCCCGAAGUUCUACCAACCUAUUGACUGUAGUACUCGUGCUGCUAAAACACUCAACCACUGCUACACCAACUUCCGGGAUUCCUACAAAGCCCUCCCCCGCCCUCUCUUCAUCAAAUCUGAUCACGACUCCAUUUUGCUCCUCCCUUCCUAUAGGCAGAAACUCAAACAGGAAGUACCUGUGCUAAGGACUCUUCAACACUAGUCUGACCAAUCAGAAUCCACACUUUAAGAUAGUUUUGAUCAUGCAAACUGGGAUAUGUUCCGGGGUAGUUAAGUCCCAGGGUUCUUAGCUUAUUGCUGAGCUUUGAGUACGCUAUGGUGUUGAACGCUGAGCUGUAGUCAAUGAAUAGCAUUCUCACGUAGGUGUUCCUUUUGUCCAGCUGGGAAAGGGCAGUGUGGAGUGCAAUAGAGAUUGCAUCAUCUAUGGAUCUGUUGGGGCGGUAUACAAAUUGGAGUGGGUCUAGGGUUUCUGGGAUAAUGGUGUUGAUGUGAGCCAUGACCAGCCUUUCGAAGCACUUCAUGGCUACAGACGUGAGUUCUACGGGUCGGUAGUCAUUUAGGCAGGUUACCUUAGUUCUUGGGCACAGGCACUAUGGUGGUCUGCUUAAAACAUGUCGGUAUUACAGACUCGAACAGGGAGAGGUUGAACAUGUCAGUGAAGACUCUUGCCAGUUGGUCAGUGCAUGCUCGCAGUACACGUCCUGGUAAUCCAUCUGGCCCUGCGGCCUUGUGAAUGUUGACCUGUUUAAAGAUCUUAAUCACAUUGGCUGCGGAGGACAUGAUCACACAAUCUUCCAGAACAGAUGGUUCUCUCAUGCAUGUUUCAGUGUUAUUUGCCUCGAAGCGAGCAUACGACGUAGCUUAUCUCGUCUGGUAGGCUCGUGUCACUGGUCAACUCUCGGCUGUGCCUCCCUUUGUAGUCUGUAAUGGUUUGCAAGACCUGCCACAUCUGACGAGAGUCAGAGCCGGUGUAGUACGAUUCGAUCUUAGUCCAUGCAUUGAAGGUUUGACUGUUUGAUGGUUCGAAGCGGGAUUUCUUAUCAGCUUCCGGGUUAGAGUCCCGCUCCUUGAAAGCGGCAGCUAUAGCCUUUAGCUCAGUGUGGAUGUUGUCUGUAAUCCAUGGCUUCUGGUUGGGGUAUGUACGUACGGUCACUGUGGGGACGACGUCAUCAAUGCACUUAUUGAUGAAGCCAAUGAUUGAUGUGGUGUACUCCUCAAUGCCAUCGGAGGAAUCCUGGAACAUAUUCCAGUCUGUGCUAGCAAAGCAGUCCUGUGCUUAGCAUCUGCUUCAUCUGACCACUUUCUUUUGAUCUAGUCACUGGUGCUUCCUGCUAUAAUUUUUUACUUGUAAGCAAGAAUCAGGAGGACAGAAUUAUGGUCAGAUUUGUCAACUGGAGGGUGAGGGAGAGCUUUGUAUGCAUUUCUGUAUAUGGAGUAAAGGUGGUCCAGAGUUGUUUUCCCUCUGGUUGCACAUUUAACAUGAUAGAAAUCUGGUAAAAAGGAUUUAAGUUUCACUGCACUAAAGUCCUCAUUCACUGUCCCCGCCUUUGGGUGAGCGUGUUCUUGUUUGCUUAUGGCGGAAUACAGCUCAUUCAAUGCUGUCUUAGUGCCAGCCGCUGACUGUGGUGGUAUGUAAACAGUUACGAAACAUACAGAUAAAAACUCUCUAGGUAUGUAGUGUGGUCUACAGUUUAUCAUGAGAUACUCUACCUCAGGCGAGCAAUAGCUCGAGGCUUCCUUAGAUAUCGUGCACCAGCUAUUAUUUACACAAAUAAAAGCUGGUGCCUCAAAGCGAGCAUAGAAGUAGUUUAGCUCACCUGGUAGGCUCGUGUCGAUGUCCUCCAUUGCUCCUCUACCCAAGAAAGCAAAGGUAACUGAACUGAAUGACUAUCGCCCAAUAAGCACUGACAUUUGUCAUCAUGAAGUGCUUGAAAAGCUAGUUAACGAUCCUAUUACCUCUACCUUACCAGAUACCCUAGACCGACAUCAAUUUGCUUACUGCCACAAUAGAUCCACAGAUAAUGCAAUCGCCAUUGCACUACACACUGACCUAUCCCAUCUGGACAAGAGGAAUAGCUACAGUGGGGCAGAGAAGAGAGAGGAAUGGUUGGUAGGUGAUCAAAUACUUGUCAUACAAUAAAAUGCUAAUGAAUUACUUAAAAAUCAUACAAUGUGAUUUUCUGGAUUUUAGUUUUAGAUUCCAUCUCUCACAGUUGAAGUGUACCUAUGAUUUUUUUUAAAUGACAGACCUCUACAUGCUUUGUAAGUAGGAAAACCUGCAAAAUCGGCAGUGUAUCAAAUACUUGUUCUCCCCACUGUAGCUCAUCCUUAUAUUUUUAUAUUCCUUAAUUCCAUUAUUUUAGGUUGUGUGUAUUGUUGUGAAUUGUAAGAUAUUACUGCACUGUUGGAGCUAGAAACACAAGAUUUUCUCUACACCCGCAAUAACAUCUGCUAAAUAUGUGUAUGAGACAAAUAACAUUUGAUUUGAUUUGACGUAGAACGGUGUAGAAAGGAAAGAGACAGGACCAGGGGCUACCUAGGUAGCCGAGUGGUUUCGUGUGAAUUUUGACAUUACUUACCUACAAGUUUUAGAAUGGGGGACUCAGACCCUGGUGCUGCCGUGUUUGUCUGGGACUCUGGGACUCUCAGUGAAGAUGUCACACCCUGAUCUGUUUCACCUGUCUUGUGCUUGUCUCCACCCCCCACCAGGUGUCUCCCAUUUGUCCCCAUUAUCCCCUGGGUAUUUAUACCAGUGUUUUCUGUUUGUCUGUUGCCAGUCUUCUCCUGUCAAGUCUUACCAGCGUGGUUUUCCAUUUUUGAGUCUUUCUAGUUCUGACCAUUAUGCCUGCCCAGGCAUGUCCCCUUGUAUAAUAUAUAUUUUGACCUGUUUCUGGGUCAUAUCCUGAGUCAUGAUCGAAGUGAACCUGAAUGACUUCAUGGUACAGAUUCAGCCUGAACAGGCACAGGACAUAGAGACUGAAGUUCUUCUCAGAUCCAAGCACCAGCCCUAGCCAAGACAAUCAGCAACUGCCAGCCAGACAUGUGUAACCUUCUGAUGGAACUAAGAGCCAUUAAGGCCCGACUGACAGCUUCAGAGAACAGUUGGAGAACCUGAAAAACAUUGAGGCUGCUGUUGACUCCAGCAG
Messenger RNA from Oncorhynchus kisutch (coho salmon), 5472 nucleotides. Its product is annotated as apolipoprotein L6-like. Gene Ontology annotation, cellular component: extracellular region. Gene Ontology annotation, biological process: lipid transport; lipoprotein metabolic process; protein phosphorylation. The transcript has 9 exons. Lineage: Eukaryota; Metazoa; Chordata; Actinopteri; Salmoniformes; Salmonidae. The coding region runs from base 167 to 1828 and encodes 553 amino acids. Gene Ontology annotation, molecular function: lipid binding; protein kinase activity; ATP binding. The record is from RefSeq and is a predicted model, not a curated record.